CGUGGUUUGUGCACAUUUAUGCUUUCAGUCCUGCACCGCACCUCGCCGACUAAGGUCCGGUUUCGCCGAAGCUACAUCUCAUUGAAAGCUGAUGGCCAUUUCGUACCUGUUUCCAUCUUUGCUUAUUUUAAGUAUUCUUGGGGCUUUUUUUCCUUUCACCCUAAGGAAGUUCACUUGGUUUUGGUUUGUGGUCCAAAGUCAAAAUUUCCAUACCGGUCCUGUUUCGGCAAUUAAAAAAGAAGAUACUUUUCAGACCUGUAGUUUUUGGAUGGUUUGACCUUGAUGCUCUUUCCUUUUGGAACCGUCAUGUCCUUAAGUGCACUUAAAUUAUUUCUGUGGUAGCUCAGUAUUUAAGGCGAGUCUAGACUUUGAAAGUGUCAAGUUAGCUCUCCUCCUCAUAAACACGACGUCUCUGCCCACUUUGAAAGGUUUUAGAGGAAAGUGUUUUCGGAGUGUCAAGGCCAUCACGAAGAAGGAUACUCUUGGAAGCUUGGCUCCUGUUGAUUAGCGGACUAAUAGACAAGCAGCAAGAAGGGCCAGUUUUUAUUGUGAUUUUAGUUUCAGAAUCAGAUUGAACCGAAGAUUGCAGAUUUCACAUUUGUCGCAACGUGUGCUGACGAUCUGGAUCAAAUGGACCUGAAGUCUAAUCAUGCAUCUCCUGUUCUAGCUGAAACCUCUCCAAUUAAUAAGUCCAGACUAGGCCUGCGUGCCAAUUCGGUGCCAUGCUCAGCCCCAUCUGCACCUUUCUCAUCUGGGCUAUACCUAAUAGUACCAAGGAAAAAGAACGGGAUUCUUGAAGAUGUUCGUUCUCCCGCAUGGUUGGAUGCUAUGAAAUUAUCAUCUCCUUCGGCCAAGCUGAUGGCCAACGACGUUGAUAAUGAUGUUGUAGCCUCUGAAGCAGAUGUUGCUUACCAAACUUGGAUGCUAAAGUAUCCAUCAGCUCUGUUGUCUUUUGGGCAAUUUGCAAAUUAUGCGAAGGGCAAGCGGAUUGUUUUGUUCCUAGAUUACGAUGGGACCCUUUCUCCCAUUGUUGAGGACCCUGACCACGCAUUCAUGUCUGAAACUAUGCGAGAGGCUGUUAAAAAGGCAGCAGAAUGCUUCCCCACAGCAAUAAUUAGUGGAAGAAGUCGUGAUAAGGUAUUUGAAUUUGUCGGACUGCCUGAACUCUAUUAUGCGGGUAGCCACGGCAUGGACAUUAUGGGCCCUGUUAAAUCUUCUUCCAAUGACCACACAAACUCUGUAAGAUCCACGGACAAGCAGGGAAAGGAAGUCAACCUAUUCCAGCCAGCAAGUGGAUUUCUAACCAUGAUUGGGAAGGUUUUUGCAUCUCUUGUUGAAGCUACCAAAGACAUUGAAGGUGUGAUGGUGGAGAACAAUAAGUUCUGUGUAUCUGUACAUUACCGCAAUGUUGAUGAGAAGAAUUGGAAAGAUGUCGCAGCACGUGUUAGUGGUAUUCUAAAGGAGUAUCCUCAGUUGCGACUAACUCAUGGGCGGAAGGUUUUAGAGGUCCGGCCAGUGAUUGAUUGGGACAAGGGGAAAGCUGUUAUGUUCUUGCUUGAAUCGCUCGGACUUAGUAAAUGUGAAGAUGUGCUCCCAAUUUACAUUGGAGAUGAUCGGACAGAUGAAGAUGCAUUUAAGGUGUUGAGAGAGGGAAAUCGAGGUUGUGGAAUUUUGGUCUCAUCCAUUCCCAAAGAAAGUAGUGCCUAUUACUCUCUUAGGGACCCCUCAGAGGUGAAGGAGUUCCUUAACUCGCUAGUAAUAUGGAAGAAGUCAAGCGCAUUGCGAUAUACAAUCGAAAGGAGAAUAUGAUAGUACUACACACACUACUAGCAAAGUUACACGUGAAGUCCAUUAGGAGAUACAUCAAGAGGGUCUGGAGCAUCUUCAGAUAGAAGACCUUGAGGUGGCAAUACGUGAGGGCUUGGCUAUUUCAUUGCACAAAGCUGCUUUCUGUUAUUUGUAAAUUCCCACCCUUAGCGUCAACCAUUGGCAUUGCUCUAAUGUCCCAGUGUAUCUUAGUCUUCCACAUGUUAUUCUCGAUUUUACUUCGCUUGUCAUCCAGCUGGGCCUCCAGUGGGAGAAUAAUAUAGCUCUGAUGAUUUGUUCAUUCUUUCACACAGAAUUGAAAUCAAGUGUUCAUGAGUCCAUUAAUGUAUGUAAAGAUUACAGCCUUGUCCAAAUUUUCUGAUAUUUGUGCAGAAAAGUGGUGCAGGAUGUAUGUAAUUUAUCUCAAUUCUGAUCUGAUAGAAGUUAUGUACUGCCUGGUAUUGAGGCA
Eucalyptus grandis is the source of this 2275-nucleotide messenger RNA. Its product is annotated as trehalose-phosphate phosphatase A. Bases 631 to 1809 code for a protein of 392 amino acids. NCBI's taxonomy places the organism in Eukaryota, Viridiplantae, Streptophyta, Magnoliopsida, Myrtales, Myrtaceae. The record is from RefSeq and is a predicted model, not a curated record. Gene Ontology annotation, molecular function: trehalose-phosphatase activity. Gene Ontology annotation, biological process: trehalose biosynthetic process. The transcript is spliced from 12 exons.